Molecule: messenger RNA, 408 nt
Organism: Didymodactylos carnosus
Lineage: Eukaryota; Metazoa; Rotifera; Eurotatoria; Philodinida; Philodinidae
Source: the annotation of a GenBank genome assembly
AUGAAAGAAACCUUCGAUACUUAUGAUACAAAAAAUCAGGGUAUUAUAAAAACAUCAAUGCUCGGUAAAAUUAUACGUACACUCGGUUUUAACCCAUUGGAAAGUGAUAUACAACGCAUAUCAAAAGAACUAGAUCCUUCCAAUUCGGAUGCUCUCAAAUUUCCCGAGUAUGUUGCUGCCUACACUCGUAUACCUACAUCUGUUACAGAUAAAGACAUUUUACCAGCAUUUCAAGUAUUUGAUACGGAAAAACGUGGUGUUUUAGAAGCUGAAGAUAUGUUAAAAAAUUUAAUGAAUAUUGGAGAAAAAUUAGAUGAAGUUGAAGGUGAGGCAUUUAAAGAAAAUAUCAAUAUAAAUGAUCAAGGCCUAUUCGAUUAUAACGGUAAAUAUGAUAAAAUAUUUACUUAA